AUCAUUAUGGGGAAGGUCCUGGUCAUCUGCUCAAUAGUAGUUCUCUUGAUCCUACUGCAGACUGAUAUCAAUGUGUCCUCCUCUAGAUCAGGAAGUAGCAGACCCAGUGGCGGCAGUAACCGAGGGAGCCACCAUAAGCCUAGCAGACCAUCAAAUCGGCCGAGUAAGCCAGUACAUCAACCUAGCAGACCUGUACAUCAGCCUAGCCGACCUGUACAUCAGCCUAGCAAACCUGUACAUCAGCCCAGCCGACCUGUAAAUCAGCCUAGCAAACCUGUACAUCAGCCCAGCAGACCUGUACAUCAACCUGCCAAACCUGUAGAAACCCCUGUCAAACCUGCAAAUAACCCUGUCAAGCCUGUACAGAAUGAACCUGUUCAGUCUCCACACCAACCUAUAAAGCCUGUACAAAAUCCUGCACCACCUCAGCACAAUCCCGCCAACCCCCCACCCCACAACCCUGCCCACCCCCCUCAGUACAACCCUGCUUACCCGCCCCACAAUCCUGCCAACCCACCAUUACAGAAUCCUGCCUACCCACCACAUAAUCCAGCCAAUGCCCCCCAAAAUCCUGCUUAUCCCCCUCAACCCAAUCCUGCUUACCCUGGACAAAACCCUGGUUAUCCCCCUCGCAAUCCUGGCUACCCACAGAAUCCUAUUUAUCCACAAAACCCUGGCUUUCAACCCCACAACCCUGCUUACCCACACAACCCUAAUGGAGGCCAGUACAAGGUUAAGCCAUGGCAACCUAAGCCACCGAAGACCAAGAUGAAGCAUAUCGUAGGUGCAGCUGUCGGAGGUGCUGCCGUAGGUGCUCUUGGUGGCUUCCUUUUAGGCCGCACCAUGUCGAAUAUGAAUUUCCAUUUUAACAACCGUGAUGAGGAAAGGUGGUGGUAUGAGAACCGUGACCGUUAUUCUAACCGAGUGUACUACCCCAAGUAUGAGCAGCCUGUCCCAGAGGAUGUCUUUGUGAAGGACUGUUGGAACAUCACCGUGAGAGAAUUCAUCACGCCCACUGGGAACGAAACAGCCGAUGAAAUGGAAACCAGGGUCGUGACACGAGUCGUUCAGGAAAUGUGUAUCGAGCAAUACCGGAGCUUCUCCAGGCAAGCAGAUGGAGGCACCGUUGGUCAUGGUGACCAUCGUCCCCAAGAGCGUGACCCAUCCAAACCUUUGAUGAAGUUUGUGGAAGGAGAAGCUAUCACAGACAUCGCAGUGGAAGAGGCCAGGGGCUAUCUCUUCGGCAGUGCCAUGUCAACGGUGCAUUUUCAUUUUAAUGACAGCGGUGAGCAACAGUGGUGGGAGGAAAACCGCGGCCGUUUUGCCAGCCACAUUUUCCACCCAAACUACAGCCAACCUGUUCCCAAGGAUGUUUUUGUAAGCGACUGUGUGAAUGACACAACGGGAGCAUACGUAAAAUCUAGCGGAAACCAAACGGCCAACGAGACUGAGGUGGAAACCAGAGUCGUGACACGUGUGGUACCUGAAAUUUGCAGAGAGCUUUACUGUGGCUACUUGAGGAAUGAAGGAGGAGGCAGCUUUGCUGACAGCUGUGAAAGCAGACCCCCAGAGCCUACAGUGCCAGUGAAGCUUGCCAUUAAAUACAUGGAAGGAGUGGGAGCAGCCUUUGAAGGCAUGGUCACCAAAGCCAGUGGUGAUGGCGUGCACAACAGCGCAGUGUCUAAUACGUAUAUUCAUCUUAAUGAGGUGUUCCUUCUUGGCAAAUCUUCCACACUUUUGAUCGUCCUGUUGUCCACAUUUUUGCUGUUACCCUGAGGCUGGACUUUGUAAGCCUCCACUUUGCUGUUGAUCCAGCAGUCAUCCAGAAGAAGAAGAGAUUUAUAUACAGUACACCAAUAGUUUUGUGGACGGUAUGUUCUGGAUCUCUUCAGUGAUGUCUAAAGGAGCCAGCUACAUGUGCUAAGAAUGGAUCAGCUUAGGCUGCCAUACCCCUUAUCUCCUUUAGAACCAUCACUGAUGCUACUGUUCCAAGAUAGUUUGCCAGGAAAGGAGCUGAGUGCUUAGAUGGUCAUGAAUGGUUUCCACCCACCUGCAAUGAAAGGUUGUCGUUCUUCAUAACUGCUUAAGCCUAAUGAAUAGAACCUUAUAAGUCAUACUAGAAAUACUGGGAAAUAUAUCCUUUGUUAGUCUGUU
Pogona vitticeps (central bearded dragon) is the source of this 2154-nucleotide messenger RNA. The record is from RefSeq and is a predicted model, not a curated record. Lineage: Eukaryota; Metazoa; Chordata; Lepidosauria; Squamata; Agamidae.